CACACACACACACAGUGUUAGAUAUGAUUCCAUUCGCCGUGUUGGACCGGCGCUGACAGUUGGGAAUAACUGGUUCUUCAUCCUGUACGGAUGUCAGUGAAGCUGCGGUUCAACUCGCCGUCGGAUGGAGGUCUGAUCCACAGAAGCCGCUCUUUCACGGGUUUCGGCUCGCUGAGCAGCCGGCCGCGGUCUUCCUCAAUGCGUGGCUCUUUCCGCUCCAAAGCCACAGCGGGAAGUAAACCUCCCAGAAUGCACCUCUCUCCCCGCCGAGGGUCGGCCACCACCUGGUCGCAGCCGGAGCAGGUGGACAGGGUUUUCCAAGCUCUCCGCAGCGGACUCAAGGAAUAUUUAGAGGUUCACCAGGCAGAGAUGGAGCUCCUGUCGUCACAGCAGAGAGAAACCAAGAGGAACUCCAGGCUGGCAUUUCUAUAUGAUUUGGAAAAGGAGAUUAAAGCGUUGGAGAGAUACAUCCGACGAUUAGAGUUUCAAAUGAGCAAGGUGGAGGAGUUGUACGAGACGUACUGCGUUCAGUGGAAGCUGUGCCAGGGAGCGGUGAACAUGAAGAGGGCCUUCUCGCUGUCCCCGUCUACCAGAGCCUCCAGGGAGAGUCUGCUGGAGCUCGGCCGCAGUCACCGGCACAGCCUGCAGGACAUGUCGACCAUGGAGGGAGAUCUGGAAAUCCUCCUGGGAGAGCUGCACAUCAAAAUGAAGGGACUGAUCGGCUUCGCUCGGCUCUGCCCUGGAGACCAAUACGAGGUGGUGGUGCGUUUGGGACGGCAGCGAUGGAAAAUCAGAGGAAGGAUCGAGUCGGAUGACUCUCAGUCCUGGGAUGAAGAGGAGAUGGUCUUCCUCCCCCACGUGUACCAUAACUUUGAGAUCAAGGUGAUGGAGGCGAAGGGCCUGGGCUGGCUGCUGGUUGGCGUGGUAACCUGCGCCAGCGUGGACUUCUUCGUGGCGCAGCCUCAGCUGAUGUUGGUGGACAUCACAGAGCUGGGAACCAUCAAGCUGCAGCUGGAGGUCACCUGGAAUCCGUUCGACAGCAGUGAGAAGAUGAAGCCGCUGUCCGUUGGCAAGCAGUCGGUGCUGAGCAGGAAGGGUUCGGUUUACAGCUGGACGGCGCCGAACACACCGUCAUUCACAGAAAAAUACUUUAUAUCGAUGGUUCGUGAGCUGCAGGAUCAGGAGGGAUCCCUCCAGUCCCUGGUGGCCAGAAGCCGUUCCAGCAGAGGAGGCGUGUCGCUGCUCAGCUACCUGUCCGACCCGUCGCACACCUGCGGCACGUCAGGCCCUGAAAGCCGGUUCAUCCCCAGUCUCGCUCGCGCUCACAGCUACCCGUCCACCAGCCUGGCAGGAAGUCAGACUCGGCUUUCCUUCGAAGAGGAAGAGGAGCAGCACGUGGAGGGGAAGGCGGAAGAGGAGUGGGAAGGCCUGUCCAAGACUUCAUCAGCAGAAACCAUUAAAACAACGUCUCAUCUGGCCUUACCCAGGUGCAGCACUCCAGACAUCCUGAGGAAGAAUCCAUCAGGAGAAACCGACGCCGAGACGCAAAGUGCAGCUCUGCAGCAGCGAGGGCAACAGGAAUCUCUGAGCCUCCCGGCUGAAGCUCCGUCCUGUCCAUCGGUCCGACCCGGGCCCAGCGGCGCCCAGCGGCGAUCGCAGACCGUCCGCCUGGCAGUCCUGAUGGCGGAGCUGGAGAAAUUUGGCAGUGAGAGUGAUGCUGAAAAGGAGCAGAGAGCUUUGGAGCAUCAGAUCCAGCACCUGGGAACCAUCCUGAAGAACGACCUCUCCCUACUCCGGAGCUCCGCAUCAGAGGAAACGCUGGCCGUCGAGGAAGUCCUGGGCAGCUUCGACUUCCUGUCCAACGACUUCAACGCAGAUGAUGACACUUCCUGUUUGGGCAGCGUAAGGCUGAAGGACAGCGGCAUCAGUUCGUUCCAGCAGAGCACCCUGAAGAGUCUGGGCCUCCUGUCUGCAGGCAGCCAAUCAGAUUCGGAGGACGAGCCGGUCAUCACCCCACUGACCUCUGGGAACUGGGGUCUGGACCAGGCGCUGGAGACGCACCUGGACAUCUGCUGCAUCCUGCUGCAGAUGAUGAAAACAAGCGACUUCAGUCUGACUCGACGGGAGCUGCUGCAGGAGAUGUCCAACCAGACGGCGGUUCUGGACAGAGUCUGCGGGCUGCUGGAGAAGAGCGACAGCAUCACACCGAGAGACGUCCUGCCCAAGGCCCAGAGGUCCAGAGGAAUCCUGCUGUUCUGGGAGGAGUGUGUGAACGCCAGCGGCUCUCCGUUCUACUGCAGCGCGGAAAACUUCUCCAGGACGCUGAAGAAGCGCUACACUCACAAAGUCAAGGCCAAGCUGCCUGGACAGUCGGAGAGAGUGUUUUCCAGACUCCUGCAGCAGCUGCAGGCCGCCUGCAGGCUGCUGUCCGGCGGCCGGCCCGUCUGCAGCCUGGACAGGGUCACUCUUUUCCAGCUCUCCGUUUAUCUGAAGCGCUGGAGCUUCCAGGAUCUGGGGGAACACAUCUCCCGCCUGUCCAGAGAAGAGUACAUCCUGUCGGCGCUGAACGGCCCCAAACGCAGGAACUGUUUAAACAAGCUGAGGGGGCGGAGCCUGUCGGAGCUCCUCCCCCUGAAGAGCACGCUGCAGACUAUCGCCGCCCUGCUGGUGGACUCCAACCACAAAGUCUGCAAAGCUGCAGCCAGCUGCAUCAGCAGAGCCGCAGGCUGCAAGGCCUUCAGGAGCAAGUCGGUGGUUUUCUACACAGAGAGUCUGAAAAGUUCUGAUGUUCUGAUCCAGACGGGUUCCUGCCUGGCUCUGAAAUGCCUCCGGGCGACGGAGAGCGUGGAGCGGAUCGCCGAUCUGUGCAGAUCCACAGACGAAGAUCUUCGUGGCGUCGCCAAGGAAACCGUUUUAUCGUUUGGCAAGAAAGGAUUCGAAGCUUUCCAGAGGAUGGAGCAGAUGUUGGUGGACAUGCAGGAUGAAGCGUAUCAGAACCUGGAGACGGAAAUCACCAUUUUAUAAAAUGCAGAGACAAACUUUACCAAAAACCUGCAUCGGAGAAGAAGAGCUGACUUUUUCCUGCAGAACUUUGAGCAGAACUUCAAUUUACCAUUUUUAUUUUUUGGGUCAGAAUCUUGUUUUAAGAGACUCUCUGUUGCAGAAACAUUUAUUUAACAUGAAAAUGCAGCUUUAAGAUGACUUGGACUCU
Messenger RNA from Poeciliopsis prolifica (blackstripe livebearer), 3211 nucleotides. Its product is annotated as RIPOR family member 3-like. Lineage: Eukaryota; Metazoa; Chordata; Actinopteri; Cyprinodontiformes; Poeciliidae. The record is from RefSeq and is a predicted model, not a curated record.